Molecule: messenger RNA, 1088 nt
Organism: Paramecium octaurelia
Lineage: Eukaryota; Ciliophora; Oligohymenophorea; Peniculida; Parameciidae
Source: the annotation of a GenBank genome assembly
AUGGAUUAAGUAAGUGUUCUUUGCCAGAAUGAUAAUUGUUUUGAUCAAAUAAUCAAAAGAGUAUGUUAAUAAAAGAGUUGUAAUAAAAACAGACUAAUUUGUGAUAGAUGUUUGAUUGAUCAUAAAACUCAUAUACAAGACUGCUUCUUAAUUUGUGAUAUUCCUUAAUAACUUAAUGUAAUAUAGAAAUAGAAAAAGGAUGCAUAUACAGAUACAGAAACAGCAAUUGAAGGGUUUCUGAAAAAAGUAAGAAAGCAAAUAGAAUAAAAAUUUGCUUUUUAACACUGCCCUAUAUUUUAAAUUUAAUUAUCCCAAAAUAUAUUAGAUUGGACAUCAAAAGAUUUUUAUUAGUUUUCCUAAAGUCUAUCUCAACUGGACUUUCAAUCAAAUUAUUUUGAUAAAGCUUUAAGUGAAAAAAUAAAACAAUUGAAUUCCAUGCAAUUUGAUGGAAAAUCAUUUGAAUAAUUAUUCGUUCCCAAUUAAUCCUAAGCGAGAAAUAAGAUAAUUACAUAAGGCUUGUCAGCCAAAAUUAAUAAAAAUUAUGGAAUGAAUAAUUUUUAACCAUAAAUUUUAAGGGAAAAUGUUUUUAAUACAAUUGAAAUUCGUGAUUAUGAAUUAAUUUCUGGAACUGAUAUUGAAAAAUUGGCAAUUCUUACCCCAAACCUACUUGACUUAGCAAAAGAUUAGAUAAAAUUGACAUUCAAAUAUGAAGGGGAUAUUUUAUAUAAGGAUGGAAAGAGUAAGUUCGGAUUGUACACAGGGAUAUUAAAUAAAUGCAGCUUAUCUGAAGAGGGCAAUGAAGAAAAUUUAAUUCUAAUUAAUGAUUAAGGAUGUUAUGUUUAGAAGGAUAAAUAAUUAAUUGAAUAAGAAGAAGUUGAUUUGUUAUUUCCUGAUAAUGAUAAUAAUUAAUUUAUGCUUGUUUUUAAUAAACAACUAGAUAAUUUAUCAUUAAGCUUAAUAAAUUUAAGAGUAUUUAUUUUUUGUUAAUUUAGAGCAAUAAAAAAGCAGAAAUUUAAAUAAAAAGCUAUUUAUUAUAUGCUUAUUUUUGUUUUAGUUUAUCGUGUUUAGCAAAAGUUCACAUUUUAUGA